Messenger RNA from Mytilus californianus (California mussel), 1250 nucleotides. Its product is annotated as zinc finger protein 862-like. Lineage: Eukaryota; Metazoa; Mollusca; Bivalvia; Mytilida; Mytilidae. The coding region runs from base 89 to 1084 and encodes 331 amino acids. The transcript is spliced from 4 exons. The record is from RefSeq and is a predicted model, not a curated record. Gene Ontology annotation, molecular function: protein dimerization activity.
UCAGGCUACAGACAAUAUUCCAUAUUUGAAGAAGUUCAAGGACUUAUUGCAACAGAUAUUUAAAUUCUACCAAAACUCAGCAGUUAGAAUGUCUGGACUUAAAGAAAUUGAGACAAUACUAGGUGGACCACAAUUGAAGAUGAAAGAAGUCCUUGACACAAGAUGGUUGUCACAUGACAGAGCAGUGACUGCUAUUAGAGAAUGCCUCCCUGCACUAAUUGCUAGUUUAGAGAGAGAAGCCAGUGAAAGAUCAGAUGCAACAGCUGCUGGUCUUGCAAUGUUUGUAAAGACAACCAAAUUUGUUGCCUCAAUCCAUAUGAUGUCAGACAUUCUCCCACACCUUGCAAGACUGUCAAAAACAUUCCAAAAAACAGAUGUUGACUUCACAUUAAUUGACACUCUUGUGUCAGCAACACAGAUCACCAUCACAAGACUGAUUGAGCAACCUGGAACCUACAUGCAGUUAUUGCCAACCUGCCUGGACAACCUGUCAGAGUAUGGUGUUAGACUGAGGCAGUCAGACAUUGACAACUUUAAAAGGGAUAUAUACCAGCCCUACCUAGAGAAUGUGGUACAGAACCUACAUGACAGAUUUCCAGACAACCCAGUACUGGAUGCACUAUCUGUCAUGGAUCCAGACCUCUUAAAUGCAGAGGACCCUACAUUGAAUGAAUGGAUUCAACAAAUAAAACUGAAGAAUCUAGCCAAACAUUUCAAGUCAGUUGGAAGUGAAAUAGAAGUUCUAGAAGAAUGGGAAACACUGAGGACACUGUUAGUGAAAGAGUGUAAAGACAUGACAUUUAGGAAGACAAUGAACAAAGUUGCCAGUCUUGGAACUUUGUAUCCUUGUCUGUCUAAGUAUGCGGCAAUUGGUCUUGUUUUGCCUGUUUCAACAGCUGAUUGUGAAAGAUGUUUUUCAUGUUUGAACAGAGUGAAAACACCUUUGAGAAACAGACUAUGCCAAAAAGUGCUGAAUUGUUUAAUGCACAUAUCAAUUGAAGGACCAAAGGAGGAAGCUUUUGAUUUUGAAAAAUGUGUGGUGACCUUUGGAAAGUUGAAACAGAGGAAAAUAUCAACAAAAUAAUAUGUACAUGACAUUUAUUUGUAAAUAACUAUUGCAGACUGGAUUAUAUUUAUUAUUGUUUAUAAGGUCUUUCAUUUAUUCCUCUGAGUCUCAUCUGUGAUAAAUACUUUAGAGUUUCAUGACUUGUAUGAAUUGCUGUAGCUAUAAUAAAACAAUUAGAUUGGUA